Messenger RNA from Trichoplax adhaerens, 363 nucleotides. RefSeq lists its product as uncharacterized. The record is from RefSeq and is a predicted model, not a curated record. NCBI's taxonomy places the organism in Eukaryota, Metazoa, Placozoa, Uniplacotomia, Trichoplacea, Trichoplacidae. The annotation marks the transcript as partial. Gene Ontology annotation, molecular function: oxidoreductase activity; 2 iron, 2 sulfur cluster binding; iron ion binding. The transcript has 3 exons.
UACAUUAAAUACGUAGUACGACUGACUGGGACUAAAUUAGUUUGCGGUGAAGGAGGAUGUGGCGCGUGUACUGUUAUGGUCUCUAAGUAUGAUAAAUUCGAACAAAAAGUAAUCCAUUAUUCUGUUAAUUCAUGUCUUAUACCAUUGUGUACUUUGGAUCAUGCUGCAGUAACUACUGUAGAGGGAAUUGGAAGUACAGAAAAUAAAAUUCAUCCUGUUCAGGAACGUAUCGCUAAAGCUCAUGGAUCUCAAUGUGGAUUUUGUACACCUGGAUUUGUAAUGUCAAUGUAUACACUACUUCGUAAUAAUUCUCAACCUACUGAAGAAGAUAUCGAAGACGCAUGUGAAAGUACGUGUGUGUAA